Molecule: messenger RNA, 7251 nt
Organism: Bemisia tabaci
Lineage: Eukaryota; Metazoa; Arthropoda; Insecta; Hemiptera; Aleyrodidae
Gene: Myb
Product: proto-oncogene like protein Myb
Biological process (GO): regulation of DNA-templated transcription
Cellular component (GO): nucleus
Molecular function (GO): DNA-binding transcription factor activity, RNA polymerase II-specific; RNA polymerase II cis-regulatory region sequence-specific DNA binding
Source: RefSeq, a predicted model, not a curated record
AAAGUACGUAUGUGUGCGUACGUGUGUUUACAGUUCACCAAAUCAUUUCAUUGUUGUGGUCCUCCGCAUCAAAAAUGUGAAUUAUUUUUGUUUUAUUUCGAAUCAAAUGGAUUUUGAGUGCAAUUCAGAGUUAAUUGUGUGAUUCCAAAGAGCUUUUACUGAAGCGUAUGGUUUAAAGUGGUGUAAAAUGUAAUCGUGCAUCCAGCACUGUUUUAUAAUCCCUAAUCAGGCCUAUCCUGUCAAUUUCUGGAACAAACUCUGCCUAAUGUUGCAUUAUAUGAUCAACCAGCAUAGCAGGUCCAGGUCAGGAUAUGGGAGCUCAACGGACGAGGAUUCGGACGUUUCCGGUCAGUCGGACCGGGACACGAUGGACGGACCCGACUAUCAGUCGAAUCACGCCCACGUAGACGACAUCUCUUCCUCGGACGUCACCGCCUCCCGAGUCGCCGUCGUGAACCGAGGGCGCUGGUCAAAAUCAGAGGACUCACGACUGAAACAACUGGUGGAAGAAUUAGGCGAGAGAUGGGAUCUAAUUUCAGAUAACAUGCAAGACAGAUCUGACAUGCAAUGUCAACAGAGGUGGAAUAAAGUCGUUAAUCCAGAACUGGUAAAAGGACCAUGGACCAAAGAGGAGGAUGAGACUGUGAUCAAACUUGUGGACCGGUACGGACCCAAAAAGUGGACUCUAAUCGCAAGACACUUGAAAGGCAGGAUCGGAAAGCAGUGCAGAGAAAGGUGGCACAAUCAUCUUAAUCCGAACAUCAUAAAAACGGCCUGGACUGAGGAUGAAGAUAGGAUCAUCUAUCAAGCUCAUCAGCAGUGGGGCAACCAAUGGGCAAAAAUUGCAAAACUUUUGCCCGGCAGGACGGACAAUGCAAUAAAAAAUCAUUGGAAUUCAACUAUGAGAAGGAAAUAUGACCCUGAAGAUAGGCGCAAGGAUAAUGACACAUUAAUAGCGCUGAAGCAGAAGGCGAGGCGGAAUUUCCGACAGCAACAGCAGCAGCGCCAACAACAGCAACAACUAGAAAAAACAUCUAACGUCAAUAUCAGGUUCAUUCAAGCUCAAGUGAAAACCAAUAAUAGCAAUACUGAGUACUAUUCUUCCUCUCCUCAGCAAGAGUUUGUCUCUGUCAAUGAUUUGAUGUCUUCAAAUUACUCCUCCUGGCCUAGCAAUAAGUGUAACACUAACUCUAGUGAUGUAUCUACCUCAAAACAAGAGACUGUGACUUCGAGCACUCCUAGUUAUAUAACUAAUCUUAAAGUGGAAUCCCCACCAAGACCUCAUUCGUCACCUCAGACUAUGUCUAUCUCACCAUUCAGUUACUUUGACAUGGAAGGUGCUUUCAUGCAAGAAACAAAUGCUGCAUCUGCAGCCUUAUCUCCGGAUGAAGGUUUCGGAGAUCUUCAAAUGAGUGAAUUAUGCAAAGGAGGUUCUAAAAAUAGUACACCUGACAAAAGGUUUAACCCCUUCUUAAGUUCCGGUUUUAAAAUUUCACCACAAUCACCUCUAAGUAGGCGGCAAAUGUGGGCUAGGAGAAGACGCUCACUCUCCGAUUGCACAGAUUUCACACCGGAUAAAAGUCAUCAUGAUCCGUUGCUGAGUUCAGCCAACGAGAUAACGGAUAUCAGUAUAGGUGGCCAGUGCACUCCAAAGAAAAUGACUCCCAUCAAACAAUUACCCUUUAGCCCUUCCCAGUUUUUAAAUAGCCCCAACUUAUCUUUCGAUGUUCUAUCGUCGACCCCGGUGAAAAGUGGGAUGUUGACUUCCCACAAAUUGUGCGGGUGCAAAAGCCCAGAUGUUUUGGUUACCCCAAAUCCAACUCUACCCUUGCAACAAACCAAAAAACAACAAGCAGCCAAAAAUGGUGAUGAGUCCCCCUGUGCAACCCCGAAACAUUCCCAUUCAAAUUUCACUCCACGGACCCCAACUCCUUUCAAGAAUGCGUUAGCAGAAAUGGAAAAAAUUGGUGCUAAGUACAUGGCGCAUACUCCUACAAGGCUGGUCGAAGACAUAACAGAAAUAAUUAAAAAAGAACAACUUAGUCAGUACGAUUCUAACUACGAGACUGAUAUGUCAAGCAUCGCUCAGCACGAAGAUAGUGGUUACAGCACCUUGAAAAGGAAGCUGGUCUUACUCCAUUCCGGGAAAGAGAACACAUUACCUCAUAAACGGGUUCGAAAAGCCCUGGCACCCAGCUGGAAUAGCCUGGGAAAUGGGGAUGACAGUGGGAUGAAAUCUGUACCGAGUGAAUCCUCCGUACUCUUUUCACCACCGUCCAUCACACGAGACACAUUAGUUGAGGAUCUUUUCGGGGAGCGGUUAAUGUCCAAUGCCUCUACAAUCUCUCCUGACGUCCCGUCGGUAUCAACAGUGCAGUCAAUAAAAAACCCUCCCCUUUGCGGAGCACCAACGAAACGCUCAGUCGUCAAACGCAUCGAAUUCUCUCCAUCAUCACCCGAAAGAAAGCCCAGUCAUCAAGACCGAGCCCGGUCACUAUUCAAGUUGGAUGUGAGGUGGGAAGAAAUCCUCUUUGGGAAGACAUUGGAUCAAGUUGCACUAACGAAGCAGGCUCAUCAGCUGGUGGAACACAGUAACAACAUCAAAAAAGAAACGUCAAGUGGUAGCGAUACGGAUAGUCUGGUCAGAAUACCUUUGACAAAUCAACAAAUUUAUAAUACCAUCCGUUCAUUUCACGCCUUUGAUCUUCUUUGCGACGAAGGGUCGAAAACGUAGCAUGAGAGCGCAUAGAAUGUCACGUAACUUUAAUACUCAAUUGUGCAAAAAUUAUAUGUUUGCAAUUGCAAUUCAUUUUAAUUUCUCUCCUCAUCAUUAUUUAUUUAUAUAUUUAUUGAUUUCAUAUUUAUUUAUUUGUGUUGGAACUUUGAAUUUUGCGUGAGCAUUAUUUUACAGAGUAUUUUUAAAUAUUAUUGUUUUAUUUUCAAAGAAGUCUGUAGCUUUAACUACGAUUUCCAUUAAUUUACGCUUUCUGUAAGGAGAUACAAUUUUAAAAUGAACAAAAAAUUAUUGUUUGAAUUACUGUGCACUGAUAAGUGAUUACAUUAGAUCUAAUGUAACUUGAUUCGAACCAUUUAGUCUAAUUUCCUAUCAAAACAUCAUGGCCUUUUACUACAAAACUUUUCCUCUUCCUUUGUGAUGAAGAUUAUUCCAAAUGAAUUUUUCAAUUUUCUCUAAGGAAUCAUCCCUCAGAGAUAUUUGUACCUUUUUCUAGUAAUCUAAAUGUGCUAGGAUAGGAUUUUUUCAUAAGUAAAUUUCAACCAAGAAAUUAAUAGUCAAAUAGUUCAAAAACCAAUCUUGUUAUCAUAAUAAUGCAUUAGAAUACAUUCUUAUUUUAUGCUUAUAGAUUAAAAAUUAAUACUUUUUAAGUUCUCCAAUUUUUUGUUGUUGCCAUUUCAUUACGUUAAAAUUGUCUCUGGUUGAAAUUCAACUCUUGUUGCGAGAAAGAAAAGUAACUGAAGUUAAAAAAGUGAAAGCAUCAUAACUUCACAUACUCAAUAGCACUGAUGUCUUUUGUCUUUCUUCUCUCUGUUGUUUCACCAAAAUAUGGAAUGAUAUAGAAGGAUAAACAAUUUUGGUCACAAUUGAAUGAAUUUAUCUGUAAUCAGCUCAACUGUAUACCUAUUAUGUUCCCAAAUUUCUUAUCAUGUUUAAAUUUUACAUCAUAGAACUAAUCAACAGAGUUACUUGACAAUUGCUCCGAAUUUCCCUAAAAUUGUGAAGAAUAUAUUCACAAAAUUUCAAGUCAUCAUGUUGUUCAGUCAUCUGGUUAAAAAAUAAAAUAUGAAAAGAAAUUAGGCAAUUUCUUAUGUAGUUAGGCUAAUUCUGACGAAAUCCGAUUAAUUCUGAUUCUCGUGUUGAGUAAAUCAGAAAGAAACCAUGUAUCGAUGGCGUAUCUACCAAUCCAUGAAUCUUGUGUGCAGUGUUUGAAAAUUUCUGCUUUCAUUUAAUUUUCAAAGAAAAUACUGUUUGACAUUUUUGUGCAAAAUUUUCAGAGCAUAUUCUAGAAAGAACAAGAUAAAAUUAGUCAAGAUUUUAUACCAAAAAAAAUCUUGCCUCCUUUAAAAUUGUAAAAUGUAAAAGGAGAUUUGCAACAUUGCAAAUGGAGAUACAAGAGAGAUUCAUGGUUUGGGAAUUUUACCAUCGAUGUUUUCAUUCUCAAAUAAUGUUAUGCAAACUCAGGUAUUAAACUUCUUAUAGUCUGUGAAACGAAGAUUUUGUUUUUCAUAUUUUUUAACUUUAUUGCAACCGAUAAAAUUCAUUUUCAGCUCUAUGUAUGUUUUGAAUGCCACUUUUUAUCUUAGCAUGUUUACUCGUUAGCAUGUGGAAAAUGUCUGUGGUUAUUUAUUCAAAUGAAAAAAUACUGUUUAUUGACUCAAUUAUAACUCUCAAUUAAAUUUUAAUUACCUUUUUCCAACGCUUUCAGCUAUGGUAAGUUUUAUGACCACUAUAUCAAAAGUUUUUUUACAAUUUUUUCUCUUCGAUUCUUGCCAUCAUUUGAAGUAGCAAAGGAGUCUUUCUGCCAAAGGAAAUUUUACAUAGAAAGAUUUUAAUGGGCCACCAGACAAGCUCUUAGCUAGCAAAAAAGUACCGAGUCUCUCUUCAAAAUCUUAAACAGAAAACAAUUCACACAAAGAUUAGAUAGAAUGUCAACUCCUGAGAGAGGUAUCAUCAAAUAUUUUUAUCAUAGAAUUCAUACUUUGUCUAGAAGCCCAUUCGAAGCAUAAUAAUUUUGGCUGCGUUUUGGCUGCUUGUAAAGUGUAUCAGGGCCCCCCGUAAGGAAGAAACUUUAUUUUUACCAAAUCAUAAUAUUGUAUAUGCUGUAAUCAGUUGAGUAGCUUGUAACUUUUAGAUUUAAAGAACCUCAUAGUGUGUGUAUAUCUUGUACUGUAUAAACUCUCAAAAUAUCACUUGUACAAUUAGCCUAGAUGUAGCUAUUUAAAUCCAACAAUUUUUGUAAGAACAGCCAAAAAGAAAACAAUUCUGAAUAGUAACUUUAUUUUGUAUUUUCACGGGGUAUGAAUGGAAACCCAAUGAAGGAGAAAGAAUUAUAAUUGUUUUAUCUCACUAUUACUCUGAUAAAUUUACACUCAAGUUGACCUGUCCUUGACCUCUUUUCUUGUUUUUAAAGAUUUUACAAAAGCUGAAUGAAGCAGAAAGGAACUGAACCGAGAUUUUGCUUAAGGGCCCAAUCACCAAACUACUUUUCGAGAAAUAUUGGGAGAAUUGUACCAUUCGGCAAGCGCUCAAUCUUUGGAGACCAAAAAAAGUAUGUGUCUAAAAAUUAUCCAUUGACACAAGGCUCAAAAGAUUGAAUGCACGCUGUAUAGUCCUCUUUUUUUCAUUUUCUUGAGACGGAUUUUGGUGCUUUUUGGAUUUUGGGUCCUGAAGAAAAAUUUAGGUUCAAUUGACAGAAGGCCCAGAGUCUAAAUCAUGAUUAUUAGUUUUGUACACCAUUCUGUGUACAGAAGUACGUUCAAGCUCUGACUACGAUGAAAAGUAGACUUUUUCAUUUGAAAAUUUGUUUUCUUUUCAUUUGAAUUUUCAUUUAUUCAUCAUUGGUUUCAGUCGCAUCUUCUCUUAAAAGAUAAUGAAAUGGAAAUUUAGUUAUCUUUUUCUCUUUUUCUGCCUGACUAUUUUAUAACCAAGUCUAAAUGUUAGGAACAAAUUGGAAUAUAUUCUUUUUGUUUUUAUGACGCUCAAUUAUUCUAUUUUGUAACUUAUUUUUAACUCAAUGAGUAAGGAUAUCGCUGCAGGUCAACAUAAAGCCAAUCCAUCGUUACAUUCAGGAUUUGUUGUUUCAGAUUUUUUGCAACAUUAAAAUAGGUCAAUCUGAAAUCCAUUAUCUGCUUUUGAGGAAAUUUCUUCUUGAAGCCUCAUUACUGUAACUGUAACAGUGCAAUAUUUCCUAGAGUCAGUUACUGAACAAUCCUUGUAAAAGAAUAAAAAACAAGUUUUCUUUUUUCCCACUGCAUACUUCGGUUCUACUUUAUCGAUCACUGAUUUUAAGUACUACCGGUCCAUUAUCCUUCGCCUGUAGAAUCCGUUUUUCCAGAAUGGAAUUUUUACUCACCCGUGAGUAAAUCCUCGUGUUACUUACUUUUGUGGUUUUUUUUUUUUUUUGGUUUUCAAUUUUUAUUUUGCGUGUUUUUUGUUGUCAAUGUUAAAAUAUUUUAUUGUGUAAUAAUUUUACCCAUAAUCUUCUGUAACCUCUAAAUUUGUAAUCAACUGCUCUCGGUGACUUCAAUAGCAUUGAUGCUCAAUGUACAAUAAAUGUCUAAUUAUUUCAUUAUUUCAUUGUAACAUAUUCAUUUUUUUUCUUUGCACGAUUUUAAUCUGAAUUAUUGCAAAGGAGGCAGUUCCCUAAAACAAACUAAAGAGUGGGCAUGUCAAGUGCAUGUAUUUCAGUUAAUUCUAUUUUUAAGUUUGUCCAAGGCGGUGGUUAUUUGGUGUCUUGUUCCAAAAUCUGUCCGGCAAUACUAGUAUCUAAACCCUAAAAACAUGGAUCUGAAUGCGCCACAUCUCAAAUUCUCAGGCUUACUUUACUUUUUAAAAAUGAAAACUAAUUAAAAUUCUACCCAUGGCCAAAGUCCAAAAAUGCGUAUCCUAGAUUGUGACGUUAAAAGUCUCUGCUCAUGAUUCAAUUUUCAAAAAGAAACCAACCAGCAGUUUCUGUUGAAAUUUUCUUCAGAACAAAGUAAAAUGCAAGAAAUAAUUCGAUUUGUUUUCUUUGAAAAAAAUACAAGACUUAUCGGAGAUUUUUAAAUGUUGCAGUUGUGAAACGCAUUUUUGGCAUUAGUCAUCGAUAUCUUGAAAGUUUCUGUGAUGUUAUCUGGUUUCUCCAAGCCCAUUUUGUAAAAACAAAUGGAAUUUUCUUUCUUUUUUUUCAAAAAAAAAUGAAGUAGUGAAUAAAUUUCUUUUAAUAUAUCAUGCCUGCUAUCUUGAGCCCAAUGUUUAGCUUUUCAAAUGGUAAAUUUUCUGCCUCUACAUUUGUAUUCUACCACUUGAUUUUUCCUACGCUGUACUUAACUUUUAAAUCAGACGCAAAGUUACGAAUCAAUUUAAUAUUUUGAAAAUUUUUAUGUUCCUUCGUCUGUCAUCUGUUAUAAUUAUCAUCUUGUCUGCAAAAGUACAAAAGAUUCAUCACAUUUUCUCCUUUACCAAUCUCAUCUCUCAAAAUUUGUGUCUUUGUAUUAUUAUUGCUAAUUAAAUUAGUCUCAAACUUUUGCAGUGAA